This is a messenger RNA of Hyposmocoma kahamanoa, 2527 nucleotides long. RefSeq names its product dual specificity protein phosphatase CDC14AB-like. NCBI's taxonomy places the organism in Eukaryota, Metazoa, Arthropoda, Insecta, Lepidoptera, Cosmopterigidae. The coding region runs from base 1 to 2406 and encodes 801 amino acids. The record is from RefSeq and is a predicted model, not a curated record. The transcript is spliced from 16 exons. Gene Ontology annotation, molecular function: protein tyrosine/serine/threonine phosphatase activity. Gene Ontology annotation, biological process: microtubule cytoskeleton organization; protein dephosphorylation; regulation of exit from mitosis.
AUGAUGACGCGAAACCCAGAUAUUUUGUUUAUGACAGAAUAUAUAAAAAAUGUGCUAUAUUUCGCUACAGUAAGGCAAGGAAAAGCCCUAAAAAGCACAGCAGAAGCACACUACUUUUGUAUAGAUAACGAAUUAGUGUACGAAAAUUACUAUUCAGACUUCGGUCCUUUAAAUCUCGGUUGUGUGUACAUGUAUUGUAAACUGUUAAAUGAAAAAUUGAAACAGUUUUUAAAUAAGCUAAGUAUUGUACACUACACGUCUGUUGAUCCCAAGAAGAAAGCAAAUGCUGCUUUUCUUUUAGGGUGUUACGGAGUUUUGUAUCUGAGACUAACGCCAAAGGAUGCUUUAAAACCUCUUACGAUUCAUGGGCAAAGUUACCGGCAUUUCCAAGACGCAACGCAAGAUGAUUCAGUUUACACAAUAUCAUUGUUAGACUGUUUGCAAGCUAUCAAGAAGGCGAAGGAGUUGGGAUUCUUCAACUUCCAAGACUUUAAUUAUGAAGAAUAUAAAAGAUUAGACAAAAUACAAGGUGGCGAUUUAAAUUGGAUCUUACCUGGAAAGUUUCUUGCUUUUAUUGGUCCUGUGGACUACAGCGUGUCUUUAUAUCACCCACCUGAAAUGUACAUAGAUUAUUUUAAAGAAAAUAAUGUUAAAGUAGUUAUUAGGCUAAAUAAGAGAAUGUAUGAUGGAAACGUAUUCAACAACGCUAAUAUACUGCAUUAUGAUCUAUUUUUCCCUGACGGUUCAUGUCCACCAAGACAUAUUCUAUUGAAAUUUCUUCAAAUAAGUGAAGAAGUGGAUGGAGCUGUAGCUGUUCAUUGCAAGGCAGGUCUAGGGCGAACUGGGUCACUGAUUGGCAGUUAUUUGAUCAAGCAUUAUCACAUGACAGCUCGUGAAGCAAUUGGUUGGAUGAGAAUAUGCCGCCCAGGCUCUGUUAUUGGACAUCAACAGGCAUGGUUGGAACAACUGGAACCUUGGCUGACAAAACAAGGGAAUCUAUAUAGGAAACGCACGUUUCAAGAUAUCGAAAAGUUUCCAAUACACGAGUUUGGUGUAUAUUCUGUAACGGAAAAGAUGAUAAAGCAGCAGCGCCCAAUAAUACUUUCCCAAUCACCAACGCCAUUUCCACUAGUUCAGAGGCCAAUUAUUUCUGAUACUGCUCCUCAAGUGAGACCUCAAGCUUCAAAACUGAGAGAGGCUCCUAGUAAGACAACCGAAAGGGAUCAACGUGACUUCAGAGUGAGAUCAUCCAAAUUGAACCCGAGUCACGUCCUUCUAAAUAGUAAAAGGGAUGUUGCAGAUGCAACUGGCGGACCGGUGCGACGGACUAAUGGCACCGGAGAACCACGCCAUACCCUACUGAACGCUACACCACUGCAUUCAGCUUCUCGCAGUGGUUCUAGUAGAUCAGCACGUUCACAGUCGUCACGCCAAACUGCGAAUGAUUCGGAUCCGAAGCCCUUCACAACAAUGUAUCCUCCAAUACCUUCAUACAGUACAACACAAAAUCCAGCAAUAAAAUCUUUGAGUGACGCCAGAAAAUUCCUUUUGAUGAACAGUACGUUUAAAUCGGAUAAGGUUAACGCAUAUAAUAAUCAGGACAAGCCUAAGAAAUCUAUCGGAUCUAUAGCAACGCCACCUUGUAGAAGUGCCAAUAUCGCGGUGGAACAGACUAGUCUUGGAAAUCGUGUAUCUAAUAUGAACAUAUUACCGCGAGAUCUAUUAUUCAACCAACAAAGGCGGCGUCUUGGCCGUAGUCCGAGUCCAAGUCCACUUGGGUCGCCUAUACGUGUAAUAGACCGUAGUCGCGCAACAAACACUACUACGGUUGAAAAGUACAAUCAUAUGGGUCAUGAUUCCAAAGCUACGAUUAAACACGAUUUUUCGAAGUUAUUAUCAGCGCCGCGCAUGGGAUCGGUGGGUGCGGCGUCUUUAGGCGCACGUAGGGAUGCGCCCGCGCCUCGAGCAGCGCCUAGCGUGCGUUCCGACGAGCGGCCCACAGCUACACAAGGGGAUAUGCUUAACAGCAUAAAGUUCCAGAGAAGAUUCAGAGAAACGCCAAUUGACCAUAGUAAAGUUAGGUUUGUAGUGCGAUACCAUCAAGUGCUAUUACGAGCUCGCUUCGAUGAAAAGAAAUGUGUUAGUGAUCCAAUAGAACAGCGCCGCUUGCUAUGGUUGGGACAAGAAGAACUAUUCAGAACUAAACAUCCAAUUCCAUGCAUGAAAUUUCCAUACUCCUAUGGGCUUGCCGCUGGCGUGGCCGCGGAACGUGUUGUGACGCCGCCUGAUUGGGUGUUGGAUUACUGGCAUCCUUUAGAGAAGGCAACGCAUCCAGUUUACUUCAAAAAACGUGAACAAAGGAAGUGUGACUAUCUUAGGCUAUGGUAUGCCGACCAACUGCGAUAAAUGGAAUCGUGGCAAAACGAAUAAUAACUAUAAAAUUACGGUUAAUUUAAAAGUAUGUGUGUAUGCUUAGAAUAAUAACGUGUGUAUGUGUAUCCGAUUUUAGUUAUGUCAGUUUGAGAUU